Messenger RNA from Gastrolobium bilobum, 1641 nucleotides. RefSeq names its product GRAS family protein RAD1-like. Gene Ontology annotation, biological process: regulation of DNA-templated transcription. Gene Ontology annotation, molecular function: sequence-specific DNA binding; DNA-binding transcription factor activity. Bases 1 to 1641 code for a protein of 546 amino acids. Lineage: Eukaryota; Viridiplantae; Streptophyta; Magnoliopsida; Fabales; Fabaceae. The transcript has a single exon. Gene Ontology annotation, cellular component: nucleus. The record is from RefSeq and is a predicted model, not a curated record.
AUGUGGCUAUCCUUCUAUAUGGAUGUUAGUGUCAACCAUGACUCUGCCAUCCGAAGGUUCUGCCCUGAAAGAAUGGAGCAUGAGCAAGGAGGAGAGUGGCAAGACCAAGAGGUAGUACUUAAUGAGAUUGAAUUAUGUUCUUCUGAUGCUACCAGCACUCCUUGUUUGGCUUCUUCAGAAGUUGAUGAUUUUGUUGAUAGCUUCAUCAACAUGGAUCAGUAUGAGUAUGACAAUGUAGAUCAAGAGUCCCAAGAGAAGCAUCAAAAUUUUGAUCACUUUGUGGUGAAUGAUGAAGAUGAGGCUGAUGCAUACUCCGUGGUGAAUGACAUCUUUGGAUAUGUUCCAACCACAACCAUGGUGGAUGUAGAAUUGGAGAUCUAUGAGAAUGUCACAAUGCCCAUCUCGGACGAGGAGGAAGUUGAAAUGAGUGGCUCUUAUGGUGCUGCUAUACCUGAGUUUGUGCCUUGUGUAGAAGAGACUAGCCUUGGUAUGGACCAAGGGCUACACUUGGUUCACAUGCUGUUGGCAUGUGCUGAGUCUGUGGGCUGCAGAGACACCCAACAAACAGAGUUGUUGCUUAGCAGCAUUUGGGCUUUGGCAAGUCCUUCUGGAGAUUCAUUGCAAAGAGUGUCCUACUGUUUUGCCACAGGAUUGAAAUGUAGGUUGUCACUUCAUCCUCAUAAUGUCAUUGCAAAUGGUUCGCUCAAAAGUACUCCUACUAUGGAUGUCCCUUUGAUCACUAGGGAGAAUAAGUUAGAAGCUUUUCAUCUCCUUUACCAAACCACACCUUACAUUGCUUUUGGUUUCAUGGCUGCAAAUGAAGCUAUAUGCCAAGGGUCACAAGGAAAAGGCUACAUACACAUAAUUGAUUUAGGAAUGGAGCAUACCCUUCAGUGGCCUUCCCUUAUUAGGGCCCUUGCGUCAAGGCCUGAGGGGCCUCCAAAACUUAGAAUCACAGGAUUAAUGAACAAUGAAGACAACCCUAAACUUCAAACUAGCAUGAAUUUGCUUGUGGAGGAAGCAAGCUCAUUGGGAAUACCUCUUGAAUUCCACAUAAUAUCAGAGCCUGCAACUCCACCUCUUCUUACUAAGGAGAAGCUAAACUUGAGAGAAGGUGAAGCUUUGUUUGUUAAUAGUAUCUUGCUGUUGCACAAAUAUGUCAAAGAAAGUAGAGGCUAUCUUAAGGCAAUUCUCCAAUCAAUAAAGAAGCUUGGACCAAUUGCAGUUACAGUGAUAGAGCAAGACACAAACCAUAAUGGUCCUUUCUUCCUUGGAAGAUUUUUGGAAUCACUGCACUAUUACUCAGCAAUAUUUGAUUCUCUUGAGGCUAGUAUGCCAAGAAAUAGCCAACAAAGGAUGAAAAUAGAGAGAUUGCACUUUGCUGAGGAAAUUCUUAAUAUUGUAGCUUACGAGGGUCCAGAUAGAAUGGAAAGACAUGAAAGGGUAGAUCAAUGGAGAAGACAAUUAGCACGAGCAGGAUUUCAGGUAAUGCCACUGAAAUGCACAAGCCAAGCUAGAAUGAUGCUUUCUGUUUAUGACUGUGAUGGAUAUACAUUGUCCAAUGAGAAGGGUAUCCUUCUACUUGGGUGGAAAGGAAGGCCAGUAAUGAUGGCUUCUGCAUGGCAAGUGGCAAGUGUGUAA